This is a messenger RNA of Striga asiatica, 1017 nucleotides long. Lineage: Eukaryota; Viridiplantae; Streptophyta; Magnoliopsida; Lamiales; Orobanchaceae. The record is from the annotation of a GenBank genome assembly.
AUGUCCAUAACUGAGAGUAGUCGGCCGUCCAUCGGUGUGGCUGUGGUCUUGGAAAGCAACAACACUGCAGUCGCCGGCGCAAUUACCUCCGUCUUGCGCCCUGCUUCUACAAUUUCGGCGAGGAUAAUUAGGGGUUGUAAAUUUGAAGACUUUUUGGGCCUAACUAAUGGUUUCUGGAGAGAGAAUUCUCAAGUACCGGAUGAGGUGCGUCGAUUCAUCAGUGGCUCUGAACAUGAACAGGAUACCGACUCCAGCAGCGCAGCGUAUGAUGAGAACAACCCUACCUUUUGGGAAGACAGAUGGAUAAAGGCUAAAAAGGAUGAAUUUUCUGUUGAAGAAGAACUUGAUUACACAAGGAAAUUGUUAGCCGAGGACAGGGAACAUUGUUAUGCCUGGCUUCAGAGACAGAAGGCCAUCGAAAGCACGGGAAGAUGGGACGAGGAACUUCAACUCUGUAACGAACUCAUUAUAGCUGACCCUACUAGCAAGGCUGUCUGGGAACAGAGAUUCUAUGUUGUGGUGAAAUUCGUAUCCUCCUCGCCGUUUGCGGAGGAGUUUGAACAAGCGAUUAAAUACAUUUUGGAUUAUCCCACAGUUGAAAACCCAUGGCUGUACCUCCGGCGAAUCUCUUCUCUAGUGGACAUCACCAGGUUUAGCAAAGAACUGGAUCGCCUCUUUUGUGAACUUUUUCCUGUAGAAACAUUCAUUCAUGGCUUCGAUAUGCUUGCGGAUGAAGUUGAGGGGAUACUGGCUGCUGGCGAAGAUAAAUAUGGAUUUGCUUUGAUCACGCUCCUCGAGCUCGCAUAUCAGGGCUAUGAGCCAUGUCUUGAGGUUGUAGAUGGAGUCAAUUCUCUAAGCUUGACAAAUAAUCCACUUCACUAUUUCGAUACCAUUUGUGAUGCCCUCACACUUUUGUACCCGUUGAAACGUUACUAUUGGAAAUGGCUUGCCUUGGGAGUUGCCAAUAGGAUGACUGACAGGUAUAGAGAAGUUGAUCCGAUGGACAACGGAUUUUGA